CGGAUCACUUCUUCUUUUUUUUUUGUUUACGUUGUUUGGUUUUCAAAUCCACUACUUUAAGUUGUGUUGUUGAGUCUUGAGAAAGAUGUGGUGGUGUGAUAUGGAUAGCAACGCAGAGCUUCUUUUUUAUACUCUUUGAUGUUCAUAGUUGCUGCUUAAUGGUCUCAGGAGUCAAUGAACAAAAAGUAUUUUCUAGGGAUAUAAAUCUCAGCAGCUAACUGGUUGCUUGCAAAGUAGUUUUUGGCCUAUGUUAUUCUGUUAUCCAAUAUUUUAUUUUGGAUUCCACAGCAUUGUGCAGCCUUUUCUUCCCUGCGUACUUUUAUUCGUGGAGUAUGAUGAAAGGAUCUCUGCCUUGAGUAGAAAGGAUUUACACUGGUACGCCAGGGAUAAAAAAUCCGGGAGUUUGAAUGCAGAUGCCUUAAAAGAAGAGAUACAGAGAAUCAAGGAAGAGGAAGAACAGGGCAUGAGGGAGGCCCUCGGUUUAGCUCCAAAGCGCUCUAGCCGACCUCAAGGAAAUCGUCUUGAUAAACAUGAGUAUUCAGAACUUGUUAAGCGAGGUUCUACAGUAGAGGACUUGGGGGCUGGGCAUGCAGAAGCAGCACGGGUUGAUGGUCUUGGUUUCUCAAGGGCACCUCGGGCUUGGGAAGACCCGAGUACUCUUCCAUCUAUUCCCAAGGAGGCUCCACCUGAGCCAGUCAAGGUGGUUACGCGCAAUCCAUCAACAGGAAACUCUGAAGAAGAUGGAUCAGAGGAGGAUGGAAGCAGCCGGAAGAAGAGGAGGCACGAGGAGAAGAAAAAGAAACAUGAAAAGCAUGAUAGGCACGAGAAGCUCUAUCCUCACGAUCCUGACAACAAGAGGAAACGCCACAGAGACAAGGAAAGGAGGAGACACGACUCUGACUCAAACUAAAUAUCCAAUUCAUCUGGAUAUUUUAUCAUUCCUAAUAGUUCAUGAUAGAGAUGGGGCAAUUGGUUACUUUUAACUUUAGCAUUUUUGAGGUCAGCUUCAUGUAAGAUAUCAAGUGAUGUUAUUGUGUUAGAAAUGGGGCAAUUUAUUACUUUUGAAUAAGUCUCUUGUGCCCUAGAAUUCCCUCUGAGCAUGUCGAUGCUUCACUUGAUAUCUCUAUUCUUUUUUAUGAGAAUUUGGUAUGCGGAAGUUCCUUUCUAAUGGAUCUGUAUUUAGAAGAUAGUUCUGAGAUCCUGUUUGUUUAAGCAAAUAACUUUAUUUACUUUGAAUAAAAACAACAGAAGUGGGGUUUCUUCAA
Molecule: messenger RNA, 1265 nt
Organism: Populus euphratica (Euphrates poplar)
Lineage: Eukaryota; Viridiplantae; Streptophyta; Magnoliopsida; Malpighiales; Salicaceae
Product: multiple myeloma tumor-associated protein 2 homolog
Exons: 3
Coding region: 248-910 (220 amino acids)
Source: RefSeq, a predicted model, not a curated record